This is a messenger RNA of Beta vulgaris subsp. vulgaris (sugar beet), 2403 nucleotides long. RefSeq lists its product as hypothetical. The record is from RefSeq and is a predicted model, not a curated record. Bases 147 to 2090 code for a protein of 647 amino acids. The transcript has a single exon. NCBI's taxonomy places the organism in Eukaryota, Viridiplantae, Streptophyta, Magnoliopsida, Caryophyllales, Amaranthaceae.
UAAAUUUAACAAAUCAAAUAGAAAGAAGAAAAGGAAAGGUAAGAAGAACAUUAGAUCAGAUCUUCUCAUCAACUGAUCAAAAACCCCCAAUUACAAUCUCAAUCAUCAUAAUUUGCCAUUGUUGAAUUUAGAGAUCUUGAAAAAAAAUGUCGUGUUUAGCUCUCUCUCUCCAACCCGUAAAUGGGCCCGACAUCUUGCUCCAAACCCGAGAAUGGUUUCCUCCAUCUCGCGCACUCGUCGCAGUUUCCGCCUUUCGAAACACCCGUCUCGCAUUCUCUUCCGCCGCCGCCGCCGCAUCUUCUCUCUCCUCCAAACACCACAACGACGACGUUUCCAGUGACCCCACAAUCGUCGGCGAUGACCCACUUGCUGCAUCUAGUGGUCAGGUAAUUGUGGGUGUUGAAUCUCGUUAUCGUGUUGUUUAUCGUUUGGUAAAUUCAAUUUAUGUUUUGGGUGUUACAACUGUUGAUGAUGAUGAUGAUAAUAGUACUAGUACUAAUAAUGUUUUUGAGUGUAUUAGUAUUGUUAAUCAAGCUGUUAGUGUUGUGGUUACUGCUUGUAGAGGUGUUGAUGUUACCCCAGAAAAAUUGGGGAAGAAAUAUGCUGAGAUUUAUAUGGCUCUAGAUAUUGUUUUGAGGGGUGUUAGUAAUAUUAGGUUAGCUGCUAUGUUGGGUUCGAUGCACGGUGAGAGUAUUGCUAAGAUGGUGCAUUCUGCUAUUGAUACUGAGAAUAAGGUUAGAGGGGCGGAUAAUUGGGCGUCGGCUGAAGGUUUGGCGGUGGAACAUGAGGCGGGUGUUGAGUCGUUUUCGAGUUUGAGGUUUGAGUUGCCUAGUGAGACUCUUACGGCGGGUGAUGAGGUGGCGGUUAGUAUUGCUCCUGUGGGGGUGGGGGGUUUGAGUGAGCAGGAUGGUGGGCAGAAGUUGGAGGAUGAUAAGGAUGUGAAGGAUCCGUUUGCGGCUAGUGAUGCGAUGAGUAAGCCGGAGGAGUCGUUGGCUGGGGAGUUUAAGAAGGAUAAGGAUGUGGGUUCUGAUUUGAGUUUGGCGUUGGUGGGGCUUGAGGUGACUCCGUUGCCUCCUGCUGAGGCUGCUCAGCCUACUCGCAUUGCGGUGGAAGGGUUUGAAGGGGAUUAUGGUGGGAUUGAGUUUGGGAAUGAGGAGGCUUCACUUAGAGAGACUUUUGAAGGGUUUAGUGACGCGUUUGGUGGUGGGUUGGAUGUGUCUGAGUUUGUGGGUACUACGAAAGCUGUAAAGAGGGAGGGUCUUGGUGGGCUUGAGUUGUUACAGACUGGGCCUGAUGGGGCUCCUGCUGCUGCCGCUGGUGCAGCAGGUACUCCACUUGAGAAUUUAUUGGUGCAGAAGACAGAGAUGAAAGGCCCUGAGAUGUAUAUUGUUGAGGAGAUCAGUGCGGAGUUCAGGGAGUCUUUGCUUACUAGAGUAGGAUUGAUGGGUGUGAUUUAUUUGAAAACACUACCUCCAAAGACGGCAGGUGAUAAAGAAACUGAAUUCUCGUUCAGGAUUGACGGUACAAAUGCUGUUAAAAGAACUGUUGUGCAAAACUCUCGCGUUAGCAGCCUUGGCAAUGGGAUGUUUCAUGUGCGAACACCAGCCUCUGAAGAGCCUUUACCUGUUCUUAAGUACAGUUUGAUGCCUCAGAUGACCCCCGUUCCUUUGCGAGUGAGGCUUGUUAAACGCCAUGUUGGGACCUUACUCUCUGUCAUGAUACAGUAUGUUUCGAACCCUGAUUUGCUGGCUCCUCUUAGUGAUGUAACAUUUACUCUCAAACUACCAGUCGAUCCUACACUACUGAAGGUCUCUCCUAAGGCUGUAUUGAAUAGAUCUGAGAAAGAAUUGAAAUGGCACGUGCAAGAGAUCCCAUUGAAGGGUACUCCUGGGAAGCUUAAGGCGCGGAUGCCAGUUGAUAUAAACGAAGAGGAUACUGAAGAAGAAAUUGAUGUCGUAUGUUAUGUUAAGUUUUCUGUUAAAGGGGCUAAGACGCUCUCUGGUGUUUCACUUUGGCCUGCUUCCGAAGCUACAACAGAAUUUUAUGUGGUAGAUCACAAGUUUGAAAGUGGAAAUUACAUGUGCAAUUGACCUUUAUGACCUGGUACGAUCCUCACUGCCAGUUGAUUGUAUUCCCUCAAUUCACUCCAUAAAUGGUUAGUCUUGUAAAAGGUUUUGUAUUAUUUGCCUGAAUUAAAGCAUGUAGCUGUUGAUUUGUUAUUUUUUUUACACUGAUUUGGAAGGUGUGUGUGCUUGCGGCUGUGAUAUUGUUUUCUUUUCAUUUUGUAAUUGAUGGUACUUAUCAUAGAGUUCACUGAAAAUUCUUCUGUUGAAAUUGUACAUUGUAUUCAUCCAAGAAACAUUUAUUCUGAACUGUUGAGAUUGAGCUGAAUCACUUAUUUUA